AUGGACAGCAACAUGAGUCUCUUCGACCAGAGUUUGAAGGACUUCUUUGACGUCUAUGUUCCGUUUGACGGUCAAUUGGUUGGCUGUCGACCGUGGUCAGACCCGGCUGCUGUCUUUGCAGACGUCCCUUUUUCGGAACCGGAGACGGAAAGGUGCUCAAAGCUGAUCGAAGCACUCGAGAGCAUUGUUGGCGAUUUUGAGCCCGAGCGCAAGCCGCAUUUCGCCGAUAGCAGCAGAUGCGACGCGAGCGGCGACGAAAAGUGGGGGCAUACGUGGCGAGACAUAUCAAUGGUUUUUGAAAUCGAGCAAGAAAAACACAAAGACCCAUUUGGCGACUAUGGCCCACAAAACUAUAAUUCAGCGACGAGCGGGCUCAUACAAGUCGCAAAGAGCGCAAGGAACAUCAUGCUGACCCACGGGAUGCUCUUUGUGUACGUCGUCGGCAUUUACGACACCAUGGCUCGAUCUACCGGUUCGAUCAUGCAGCGGGAGUCGCAUCCCGAUCCUGGCGACGAGGAGCACAAGAGCAGGGAGCCGUCUCACGGAGGACGAGAAGCAAGCGUGCCGAUGGAUGACGGCGAUCAAUACAACGAGGAUGGCUCGGAGCUUGGGGCGGUGAGGUAUCUACUCUACCGACUUCGUGACCUGAAUCCGCGGCUAUUCUCGCGAUCGACGACAGUCUGGGACGCACUCGAGGAAGGGACGUGGCAGUUCUGCGCAAUCAAGGAGGCAUGGAGGCAACUCGCUCACGACCGUGAAGAUGUGCUGUACAACCACCUUCGUGAAGCGUACCGCAACCGGCCGUGGUGGGAGAUGGUCGAAGACCACGUAUUUAUGCACUGCAACGACGAGCCUGGUCCGGGAAAACCCUUGCUACCUGACGGGUUUCAGCUGGACGACGCAGGAUGUCCCAUACUCACGGAAAAGUUGGAGGAGAUGGUGGUUGCCGCCUCGCUCGACAUAGGCGUCACAGAAUUAUACGGACUUCCGGACGUAGCAUAUGGCGAAGACCUCGGCGCACGUGAAGCAGCUAAGGUCCUGUCAAGUCUGCGCAGCUCCAGAUCGUCGACUUUCGAGGUAAGUGACGCAGACCUGGAUUUACUUGCCAGCAGUGCCGAUCGACCGCCUGCGUACGAGGCCUACCAUCGCACAGUCUGUGGCUGGCUGAUGAGUGCUGAGGAAGCGACCUACAAUGAACGGAGCCAUAUGCGACUGGUGAUGAGGACUGUCGGCCGCCCCUUGUCGGACUUCAGGUCGACGAAGGAACUCGUCAGAGCCCUUCGAGACGCUAUCCACGGGCAUCGGCAGGCAUAUCGGGCAGGCAUGAUCCAUCGUGAUAUCAGCGAAGGAAAUGUGAUGAUUGUUGACGACGGAAUGUGUUCCUUCGUCGGCUUUCUGCUCGAUCUCGAUUACGCCUUUGAUUGGAAGGCGGCGCUACGACACGCGGGCUGGCCGGUCAACGAGGCACGUUGGAAGGAAUUCGUCAAUGCAUACAACGAAAAUCCGCCUGACCCUCAUCGUCCCGUGCCUCCUGAAACGCACACCCCCGUUUUUGGCCCUGGAGCAAAGGACAAUAUAGGACAGGAUAACGAGUUUGACCAGGCUAAGUUGCAAGUGAAGAUGAAGUUGAGGGAGAGAAUAGGCACGCUUGACUUCAUGGCCAUCGAGAUACUAGAGACGUAUCUUGUCCAUGACGUCCACCACGACCUUGAGUCCUUCUUCUGGCUCUUAUUGUGGAUUGUUCUGCGACAUACAAACCACACAAACCAUUCGAGUCACGUUAUCUACCUAGAGAUUUUCAAUGCGCAGGACGACAAGAACAGCGCACAGAAGAAGAAGUAUUUCCUCACAGAAUCGAUGGAAUGGGAGGUGAAGGAUAACAAGCCACUGACAACUCUCAUCUACGACUUCAAAGACUUAUGCCUCGACAACGUCCCGACGCGUGGCGACCGAGGGUCAGCCACAAUUUCUCUCACUUACGAGAGCGUAUUGGCAGUCUUCGACAAGGCACUUGCGGAUCCGUCUUGGCCGGAGAACGACAGUGCGCUGCCGUUCAAGCUUCCACGCGAUGCCAGUAAUUCGCAGUCGGGGCAAAACGAAUCUGCAGAAUCGCGUCAGGACGAGAAACGCACCAGGGGAGCUGACGACAUGGACCGCAUUGAGGAGAAGGUGGACAACGACGAUCCAUUUGGAAUGCGAAAACGUGCUCUUGGCAAGAAGUCACAGGUCGACGGGUGA
This is a messenger RNA of Fomitopsis serialis, 2238 nucleotides long. RefSeq lists its product as uncharacterized. Gene Ontology annotation, biological process: protein phosphorylation. The record is from RefSeq and is a predicted model, not a curated record. The transcript has 7 exons. Gene Ontology annotation, molecular function: protein kinase activity. Bases 1 to 2238 code for a protein of 745 amino acids. NCBI's taxonomy places the organism in Eukaryota, Fungi, Basidiomycota, Agaricomycetes, Polyporales, Fomitopsidaceae.